GCGCUGCCAAGAAAUGUCAAAAACUCUCUUUUCUCGCUCUUUUUCCGGGCAUCUUGAUGUGCUAGUGAACACAUUUCGUUGUGAACACAAAUUAAAAUCGAUAUGGUUUUCGGUUCAAAGGUGGUAAAGGCCGGGGGCGCUGAGCCCGAUGCGUUCGAGGCCCAGAUUGGCCAGGCUAUCCUGGAGCUGGAGAUGAACUCCGAUCUGAAGCCCCAGCUUCGUGAUCUGCACAUCACCCGCGCUCGUGAGAUCGAAUUCAACAACAAGAAGGCGAUCGUCAUCUACGUUCCAGUCCCGAAACAGAAGGCCUUCCAGAAGGUCCAGACCCGCCUGGUGCGCGAGCUUGAGAAGAAGUUCUCCGGCAAGCACGUAGUGUUCAUUGGCGAGCGCCGUAUUCUGCCCAAGCCAAUGCGCGGACGCCGCGAUCCCAACAAGCAGAAGCGACCACGCUCCCGUACCCUCACCGCUGUGUACGAUGCCGUGCUGGAGGAUUUGGUGUUCCCGGCGGAAGUCGUUGGCAAGCGUGUCCGCGUCAAGCUUGAUGGUUCCCAGCUGAUCAAGGUGCACCUGGACAAGAAUCAGCAAACCACCAUCGAACACAAAGUUGAUACCUUCACGUCGGUGUACAAGAAGCUGACUGGCCGCGACGUGACCUUCGAAUUCCCAGAAAACUACCUGUAAAUCUUAGAGGCCCAACAAGACUGGCCGCGAGACAGCAGAAGCCCGCGACGGAUUGAAGAUUGCACAUUUUGGGAUGCUUCACUGUGUGGAAAAGAUGGUGUUGGAUGUAAAGAGGCCGUUACAAAAUAUCCAUAAAUAAAGAUCGUAUGGAUAGGAAAACUUAAAA
Molecule: messenger RNA, 847 nt
Organism: Anopheles coustani
Lineage: Eukaryota; Metazoa; Arthropoda; Insecta; Diptera; Culicidae
Gene: RpS7
Product: small ribosomal subunit protein eS7
Exons: 4
Coding region: 103-681 (192 amino acids)
Biological process (GO): translation; rRNA processing; ribosomal small subunit biogenesis
Cellular component (GO): small-subunit processome; cytosolic small ribosomal subunit; ribosome
Molecular function (GO): structural constituent of ribosome
Source: RefSeq, a predicted model, not a curated record